Desarmillaria tabescens is the source of this 1014-nucleotide messenger RNA. RefSeq lists its product as uncharacterized. NCBI's taxonomy places the organism in Eukaryota, Fungi, Basidiomycota, Agaricomycetes, Agaricales, Physalacriaceae. Bases 1 to 681 code for a protein of 226 amino acids. The record is from RefSeq and is a predicted model, not a curated record. The transcript has 6 exons.
AUGUUUACCAACCGUCCUCGGGUAUUCUUUCCGCCAGAACCUGCUGUCGAGGCGUCUCCCGACCCAUCGUUGUUCGUGCUCGGUCCUCUGUUGAGAGAGAAACGUCAAUCGCCCUCAGCACUACAACCCAAGGAUGACUCAGAUGCAGAGAGUGAGGUCUCUACCGAAGUAGCCACCGACGUCGAGGAAGAGGGCACUGCUCUAGAUGGUGAAAGCAUCACUAGAGAAGAACAAGACGUCGUAGCGCCACUAUCGCAGGUCCCCAAGACUCCGGGCGACCGUAAACUCCUACGCCUCCCAAGUACCGGCCAGCGCGACCUCCGUUGCAAACGCGACGUGAAGCGAGGAUUUCCUGACCAGGAACCUCCUUCACCAUCCCCACCUGUCGGAAAGAAGAAAAAGGUUCUCACCAAGAGAAUGCCAGUGUGGUGCACCUCUAGAGCGUUGGUAGCAUGCGAGACUGGUCUUAGGCGUGCGCCUGCUUCUCAUGCUAGCGACUUACCAACGUCGUCGCCUUUUGGCGGGAAGCGUAGCCGUGGAUAUGAGGCUGACGAUGAGAGAGAGAAGCCGAAUAAAAAACUAAAAGCCGUGGAGAGUGACGACGAUGCUCUUGAUACAGCUCGAGAUGCAACUGGAGAUGUCGAAGAAAGCCAAGUACCAUCUGAUGGCCCUUCGAAGUGAAAUCUACCACUGGCCGACGUUAAUACUUUUGAAUUCUAUGCGCCGCUUCAUGAUUGGGUCCUGACAGCGUGAAUUGUCACUAUUUAUAUUCGAACGCAUAUUUCUUCCUUUGAUUCCCUAUACAAAGUUCCUGAUUUCUUGUUCAUUCAGAUUAAACUCGUUUAUUUUGAAUGCAAUGCAGAGUGUAUGCAGUUUUGAGUGGCAUGCUGCCGAUAUGCGAUGAGCUCAUUUGAAUAUUCGUAGUGAUAGAAACCUUCUUUCUCGUAGAACUAUUCGUCCGGCUAUCUUUCACAAGGCGACUUUCUUCUCAUGUGUAUCAAGUUUCAAUAGUAC